AUGAACCAGAUUCAGUCAGAUAUACACGUCGAGGGUAAAUCUUUCUCUGAUCACUGCUUCGCCAACUUGUCCUCUGGUCAACAGCCAAACUAUUAUCACUCAUCUCCCGCUGUUUCCGGGUUCACUGAUUGCUUCCUCAUCUCCUCGUCAUGCCAGAAUAAGGGACAUCCCUGGCCAGUAACCCAAGUAAUCGGAGUUGAGGAUUCGCCCGAUAGCGAUAGCGACUACGACUCCGGUGUUAUCCGACUUUACGAAAACGUCGAGAAGGCAGCGCGAACAAUAGGGAGUCAUAUGAGAGCGAGCAUCAACGAGCUUACACGCUCACCCUCGACAAACCUACGAUUUGGCUUCCUCCCGACCUUGCCAGCAGCGCCCCUACAUACUAUCGAGCCAUGGAUUGUCACGGCAAUGAGUUCGUCGUCAAGUUUCUCAUCAAGAAUGGAGGAAAGUCACAAUGAAGAAAAGCUUCUACGCCUCACCAAGGCGCGCAACGUCUGGUUUAUCACCGAGCUUAUCGACUACCAAUGUCUCGACACCGAUGCCAUCACUUUGUCCUGCAUAGUCGCCUCCCCCUUUGGUCGCCCUGUCAAGGAGUAUCGCACAGUCUUGGGGGCACUCCGAUCACUGUAUCUGGAUGCCAAGAUUCUUGAUCAGGAUAUCUCGGAUAACAACAUCCUCAUCUCUAACGCCGGAAAUAAUAACCCAGACUCACCUAAAGGAAUACUCAUUGAUUUCGAUAAUGCCAUAGACGUGGAAAUCGAACCCGAGAAACCUUGCUCUUUGUCUGGAACCAAGACAUUCAUGGCCAUUGACUUGUCGCGCGGCAGCGACGAUCGCGUCCACCAUACAUACCGCCACGAUCUCGAGUCUUUCUUCUACGUGUUUUUGUUCAUGGCUGCCUCUGGACAUGAGAGAGCCUCUGACAAAAGCCGAUUGAGACCAUGGGAGGUAAAGAACGAUAUUUCCAACGACAACUUUGCGGCCAUCCUUGCCGAGUUUCGCCCAGGAUUCAAGGGUCUCGAGAGUCUGGCUCACUCACUUCGCAAUGCGCUCUUCUUCCCAAAUGGGAACGAAUUCUUUACGGGCACAAGCAUAGAUAUUAGGGAGACCGAAAAGCUGCGGUCGUUGAGAAUAGAGAAUGAAGCUGAGGAAUAUUAA
This is a messenger RNA of Fusarium oxysporum Fo47, 1158 nucleotides long. RefSeq lists its product as uncharacterized. The record is from RefSeq and is a predicted model, not a curated record. The transcript has 5 exons. The coding region runs from base 1 to 1158 and encodes 385 amino acids. Lineage: Eukaryota; Fungi; Ascomycota; Sordariomycetes; Hypocreales; Nectriaceae.